Podospora pseudopauciseta is the source of this 465-nucleotide messenger RNA. RefSeq lists its product as uncharacterized. Bases 1 to 465 code for a protein of 154 amino acids. The transcript has 2 exons. NCBI's taxonomy places the organism in Eukaryota, Fungi, Ascomycota, Sordariomycetes, Sordariales, Podosporaceae. The record is from RefSeq and is a predicted model, not a curated record.
AUGGCGUUUAAUGAUGCCCUGCGUGCGGUUGAUGGGGGAGAGGGUCAUGAUGCUGUUGCGGAGAAAUAUGCCGGGGAGAUUCAUGGGACGGCACAGACUGGGAAGGACAAGGGUGAGGAUGUGGAGAUUGUUGAGGGUGAGGGGGGAUUGCGUAUGAAGUUUGAGAAGAUGAAGUUGACUCGGGAUGGGGAGAUCUGGCUAGAGGUGGAGGAUGAGGGGAGCGGUGAGGAGAGUGACGAUGGUGAGGAGAGUGACGAUGGUGAGGAGAGUGACGAUGGUGAGGAGAGUGACGAUGGUGAGGAGAGUGACGAUGGUGAGGGGGAUGAGGAUGAGGAUGAGGAUGAAGAUGGUGAUGAGGAGUGGCAAAAGGACGAUGUGGAGUACUAUGAAGAGUCUGAGGAGUACUAUGAUGAUGAUUAUGAGGAUUACGGUGAGUUGGAUUCGCAUCUUAUCAUCGAAUAUUAA